GCAUUAAAGAACCGCAAGAAAGAAAGCAAACAAACUUCGCAGGGUCUUCACCACAAAUUUACUAUUGGGCACCUUCACCGGAAACCUUGGGUUUUGGCCGCAAUUUUUAUCAGAAACCUCUCUCCAGGUAAGCUAAAAACCCUGACCCUUGGAUUUUCCGCUACUCUUUGCAAAUCCUGGUUAAAAUUUCGGCCAUUACACUCAUUUUCUCCGUUAUUCCUGUAAAUUGGGGCUGAAUUCAGUGCGUGAAACCCUAAACCGGAUUUUGUGGGUUCUUCCGGCAAUUUCCAGUUAAAGUUCAGGUAAUAAAACCACAAUCGGCGUUAUCUGCGUUUGCUCUUUCUUCCUGCAAUCAGGCCGAUUUUCCUGCCAUCAAACACCAACUCGUAGUUCUGUCCAAUGUAUCUUUAAAUUUGUGCCAAAGUUACUGCCAUCAAACCCUAAUUCCUCUGCUACUCCAAUUCCCUGCACAUUCCGGUCAAGAUUCUGGCCAAAAUGGUGGCCGUGAAUCCCCCGUCACUUCGCCGUCGAAACACGGUUCCGGCCACUGUGUCCAUCGAGCUCAGGCUACCCUCAAAACCUCAACGCUCGAGCUUUCCCAUGGCCGCCUGUGAAGCCAAAGAACUUGCAAACCUCGACCUCUCACCAUACACAACCCUCGGUGACUUCUCGUACACAACCCUCAAGCCGCUAUCAUACACAAGCCUUCGCGAUCUUCUACCGAGCUCACCUAAUGCGAUCCAGUCACCAACUGCGUGCGAACCAGUGGGUUCUGGUGGGCGCGAGAUCUCUAUAAAGAAUAGGCUCGUCAAACAAGCGGCUUGGGCUUAUCUCCAGCCUAUGGCCGCUUCUCCUAGUGAGGCCGGAAAUAGCUUUUUCCGGCGAGUGUGGUCAAGAUUUACCGGCGACUUUGUCUGGGAGGACGCCGGAAUCCAAAUUUUCCGGCGACUGUGUUCGAGGUUUCCCGGCGCAAUUUUUAGGGUUCCGGUUAGAUCCUGCGUUAGCUUUCUAUCGAGGCAGUUUGACAGGAUAUCGAGGGUUUUUGAUAGGUUGAUCCUUGGGAUCAGGGGAAGAUAACGGUGGCGGCCGGGCUCACCGUUAUUUGGCGCUGAGGUCUUGGUUUGCUAAUUGUAAUUACAGGGUUUCGUGGUUUGUUUUCCUUUUAAGAAAAAAUAGUGAAAUUCUGAGUCUUUUGUGCA
This is a messenger RNA of Amborella trichopoda, 1199 nucleotides long. The record is from RefSeq and is a predicted model, not a curated record. Lineage: Eukaryota; Viridiplantae; Streptophyta; Magnoliopsida; Amborellales; Amborellaceae.